AUGUAUCAGAUCCUUAUCGAUCGGUUUGCUACGACGAAGCCGAAGCACUGCGAGAAGUUGAACGAGUAUUGCGGUGGCAGCAUCCCGGGCAUCAUGGACAAAGUGAGCUAUCUUGAGGAGCUGGGUGUCGACGGCAUCGUCCUUUCGCCGAUCGUAGACCAGAUGCCGCACGGGUACCAUGGCUACUGGACGAAAGAUCUCACGAAGGUGAAUCCUGCUUACGGAACCGAGGAAGAUGUGCGAGAGAUGGUCAUCCUGCUUCAUGAGCGCAAGAUGAAGGUCAUCGUUGAUGUGAACAUGAACCACGCCGGGUCCCAGAAGAUCAACGCCAGCAAUCCACGAGAUGUGUCCUUGCUGAAACCCUUCGACAAGCCUGAGCACUAUCACUCGGACAACUGCAGCCUCAUCCACGACUCCGACUACGAGCGUGGUUCUUAUUUCUUGGAGCACUGCAAGCUCUAUGGGCUGCCGGAUUUCAAUCACGAGAACCCCGUCGUGUGGCAGGGCUUGAUGCAGUGGGUGCGAGACCAUGUGGACAAGUACGGGUUCGACGGUAUUCGCGUGGAUGCUGCAAGACACAUCAACAGGAACUUCUUGAACCACAUCCCGGAGACUGGUCCACCCAUUCCUGCGUAUUACGAGGUGGUGAACACGGACAUGGCUUAUGUUUCUGGCUAUGCUACCGGGGAUUACGGUGCCAUCUACAACUAUCCUCUGUACUUCGUGCUGAAGGACAUCUUUGUUCCCGGACCAAAGCAGAAGCCAAUGUCUGCUCUGGGUGAUUGGAUUGUCAAGCAGUCGCCCAAGGCCCAGGGCCGACUGAUGCUGAACUUCCUGGACAACAAUGACCUGCCUCGCUUUUUGUACCGGAUUGGCGAGGGUGGCGGCGUGGCCGAGGCAACCAUGGUGGCGCUGUACCACAACGCUUUGCUGGCAAUGAUGGGAAUGGAGGGCUUGCCAGCGAUUCUCUUCGGCUCGGAGCAGAAUGCUCGCGGUCGUCUCAAUUAUUCAGAUCCGCUGAAGGUGGACAACUGGAGGCAGCCCUUGUGGCAUCACGGCUACAACACGUCAACGUCGACCUACCAGCUCAUCAAGAAGGUGCUGUGGGUCCGGCAGCGCACGAAUGGACUGCAUGCCUUCAAGUCCAUUCCUGUGUACAUGGACCACCAGGUCUUGGUGUGGGCUCGGGGUCCGGCCAUUUUUGCCGUGAGCAACGCAGGACAGCCGAGCAAGAUCCCCUCGCAACGCGUCCUUUGGGACAAUGCGACGGCCGGGCUGGGCCCCUACGGGACACCAUCCCUCGUGUGCAACAUCCUGGAUGAGUAUCCCCUCAAGGACUGCGGUGUGCUGGUUCCGGGCAACAUCUCUAGGCUGCAUCUCACAUCUGAUCCAAAGCUCUAUGUGCCAAAAGAGUACAUCACUGAGUAUCUAUCAGUCUUGAAGAUUCGCAAGAAAGAAGGUGACAGAGUUUCUGAAGAAACAAAGAAUGAUCCAGCAGUGCUGCCUUUUACUAUGUGGAAGGCGAUGCCGGAGCCUCCCAAGAUUCAGAUCCAGGCUCAGAAGCGACUGCCACGCUCAUGGAGACCUGGAACAGUGACGUUGAACGGAAACCCGUCCUGGGUAUGGCACACAUUUCCCCAGCUGCCGUGUGGAGCUCGGUU
Molecule: messenger RNA, 1661 nt
Organism: Symbiodinium sp. CCMP2456
Lineage: Eukaryota; Dinophyceae; Suessiales; Symbiodiniaceae
Source: the annotation of a GenBank genome assembly